Molecule: messenger RNA, 975 nt
Organism: Microsporum canis CBS 113480
Lineage: Eukaryota; Fungi; Ascomycota; Eurotiomycetes; Onygenales; Arthrodermataceae
Exons: 1
Coding region: 1-975 (324 amino acids)
Source: RefSeq, a predicted model, not a curated record
AUGUCAUCCCAGUUGACUCCAGAGCGGUACACCGCCAUGGACAUUCUCUUCGCCAACACCCCGAAGAAGGAGGAGAAGAAGAAAGAUGAAAUCGUGAUGCCAGGGCUGGAGCCCAAGCUAGAGAUAUCGCAGAUCUCCUUUACCUCCGAGUUUAUCCCUCUUGAGGAUGCCUUUGGAGAUCAGAUUCCAGCCAAAGUUCCGCUGUCAGAGGUAAUUUGGAACGACCACCAAGCCAGUACUUGCAGAAUUACCAGUUCCGUUGAGCUUGACAGCCAGACAGCAGAGCCAGGGCCCUCGAUCAACUAUGAUAUGCUGAACAAGAUGAUAAUCAACGUCCCUAGACGCAUGCCGGACACAUACGUCAAGGCAUUCCAGAUAUUAGCCCUCACCCGCGUACGCUACCUUGCAGCAUACCAAGUCUUCAUGGAAGAAAAGAGAAACACGACCGAUUCCUUUGCGACUGGAAAGAUUCUUUUCGAUAAAAAGCUUCAUAUACACAGAAACCCGACCUUGUACAGCAAGAGCGUCGCAGCGGAGAACGAAGCGGCCCUUAGAAAGAUCUUCACAGAAUGCGCUAAGCUCAAGGAACAGUUUGAAGAAUACAGAAGAAACCUGAUGAGAAGCAUCUAUGAGCUAAUCCGGGUAAAGGGCCUGGCAAUGCCAUACAUUGUCAGGCUCAGGGCAGCAUACUUGGAAGUGCAGAGACAAUGCCAGGAGCAAAAGGAAAGGGAGCGACUCGAGAAAGUGAGGCUGGAGAACGAGAGGAAUGAGAAGAAAAGGCUUGCCAGGGAAAAGACUAGAAGGGAGAACGCUCAAAAGGUUGCUUUGAAAGAAGACGCCGCUACCAAAGCACGAAAGGCCCUCGAAGCCGAGGCUUGGGCCGCCUACCUGGCAAAGAGCAAGAGACAGCGGGAAGAAGACGAAGCUGACCAUAGCCGUGGUGCAAAGAGAGUCAACCUUGGAAACGGAUAUUGA